Messenger RNA from Hansenula ciferrii, 492 nucleotides. Its product is annotated as DOPA 4,5-dioxygenase family protein. The record is from RefSeq and is a predicted model, not a curated record. The coding region runs from base 1 to 492 and encodes 163 amino acids. The transcript has a single exon. NCBI's taxonomy places the organism in Eukaryota, Fungi, Ascomycota, Saccharomycetes, Phaffomycetales, Wickerhamomycetaceae.
AUGACAUUCUUUGAACCUAUAAAAUCCUAUGAUUUCCAUAUCUAUUACAAUCAAGAAUCUAAACAAGAGGCAAUCAAUUUAAAGAACUCUAUAUUCAAAGAUUUCGAACAAGAAAUUGACUCAGAUGAAUUAAUUAUCAAAUUUUUAAAAUCAGAUUCAAUAACAGGACCUCAUUUCUCUUCAUUUUUUGAAGUUGAUCUUGAAAACCCAUUACUUUUUGCAAAAUUUUAUUCAUGGAUACAAUUACAACAUCCAAGUCUAUCAAUAUUGAUUCAUCCAAAUAGUGGUGAUGCUUUAAAAGAUCAUACGAUUCAUACAAGUUGGUAUAAUAAACCUGUAAAGUUGAAUGAAGAUGUAUUGAAAGGACAUUAUGGUUAUCCUGAGUUUGGGUUCCCAAAGAGAGAUGUUAUUUUGAAUGGAUAUUAUGAUGGUGAAACAAAGGGAAUAAUGAUUAGAUUAUUAAAUGCUAAAGAUGGAUUUAAUCAAGUAUAA